AUGGCGGACCCUAACAAUGUGGCGCAAUACAAAUACUCGGCGAUGAGCAACCUGGUGCUCCAGGCCGAUCGCCGAUUCAUCACACGCCCAGGAGACGAUGCGACUGGCGACCCAGAGUCUCUUGCCGGAAGGAUAAAUAUACGAGAUAUGGGAGCGCGAGUCGCCCAUGACGAAGCACCUAAGGCCAAGAAAGGGACAGUUCCGCAGGUCGACAUCGAGAGAGGUAGCAUUCGUGAAGGUGCCGACGUACUGGAUCGCGAGCAGCGAAAGCGCAAACGCGGGGAACAAGAUCAACUUCGCGGAGCUGGUAUUCUAUCGGCUGCGGACAUGCUGAUCGAAGGCUUGAAAUAUCGCCCCAGAACUCCAGCUACAAGGGCGACAUACGAUUUGAUUCUUACGCUAACCGCAAACCAUCUUGGUGAUGUUCCUCAUGAAGUUGUCCGAAGCGCAGCAGACGCUAUCCUCGAGACUCUCAAAGACGAGAAUAUGAAGGACUUCGAUAAGAAAAAAGAGAUUGACGACCUACUUGGUUCGACCAUGAAUCCGAAGGAAUUCAAUGAGUUAGUCAACCUCGGCAAGAAAAUCACAGACUACCACGCACAGGACGAGGACGAAAACAUGGAAGACGGACUGGACGGCGCAAAUGAGGCGGAGCUUGACGAACGACAAGGUGUCGCAGUUAUGUUUGACGAGUCUGAUGAAGAUGAAGACGGACUCCGUGGAAUGGACGAAAUUCGUGACGAGGACGAGUCUGAUGACGAGGCUUCAGACAUCGAAGGUCGAGCAGAGGCCGAAGAAGUCGCCCAAGGAGAUCUUGAUGGAGACGAAGAGAUGAUUCUAGAUGGCGGUGGAAUGGCUGAUGCUAAAACUUCGGCUGCGCAGAAGGAAAUCAUACCUGCCCGUGAAAUCGAUGCUUAUUGGUUGCAACGUCAGAUUAGUACCAUUUUUCCCGACGAACACGAAGCAACUGCAUCUGCUCGCUCCGCCUUGGAAAUUCUCAGUGGUAAAGAUGCCGACGGAAAUGAACGUCAACUUCGUGACAUUGAGAAUGAUUUGAUGGAACUGUUCGAUUACGAGCAUCCUGAACUAGUAGCGACGUUUGUCAGGAACAAGGACAGAAUUGUCUGGGUCACAAAAUGGAGACGACUUGCAGAAAAUGACGAUGCACGUCUUCUGGUUGAAAAUGAGAUGGUCGAAGCUGGCCAUCGUGACAUUUUGGAUGAGAUUCAUGGACGGACAGCCGCCGGGGAGGAAGGUCGGCGACCAGGAAAGAAGAUCAAAAUGGACCUGAUGGAUGUUGAUGUUCCAGCUCACGCCGGUGAGGUCAAAGCCGAGGAAGGCAAACCUCCAUUGAGCAGUCUCCUCCCCACACGCCUAGUCAAUCUUGAAUCUCUGAAGUUCGACCAAGGAAACCAUCUUAUGACAAACCCCAAUGUAAGGUUGCCACAAGGAUCAACUAAACGGACGUUUAAGGGCUAUGAAGAGAUUCAUGUGCCCCCGCCAAAGCCGAAGCGUGACCCCGGAGAAAAGAAUAUACCUACAACUGAGUUACCUGACUGGGCUCGUGUUGGCUUCGGAUCAUCCAAAGAACUUAACCGGAUACAGACUAAAUGUUAUCCCACGGCCUUCCACGAUGACGGCAAUAUGCUUGUUUGCGCUCCAACAGGUUCUGGAAAGACUAACGUCGCCAUGCUCACAAUGCUCCGUGAAAUUGGAAAGAACCGAAACCCAAAUACUGGAGAAAUCAUGCUCGAUGAUUUCAAAAUCGUCUACAUUGCCCCUCUCAAAGCUUUGGUUCAAGAACAAGUUGGAAAUUUUGGCAAGCGUCUGCAGCCAUACGGUAUCCGGGUUAGUGAACUUACUGGUGAUCGUCAACUCACCAAGCAGCAAAUUGCCGAUACUCAAAUCAUAGUCACCACCCCAGAAAAGUGGGAUGUUAUCACUCGCAAGGCGACGGAUUCCAGCUAUACCAAACUUGUGCGCCUUCUCAUUAUUGAUGAGAUCCAUCUGCUUCAUGACGAUCGAGGCCCGGUCUUGGAAGCCAUUGUUAGUCGAACACUUCGUCAGAAUGAGACAUCCGACGAGCCAACCAGAAUUGUCGGACUUUCGGCUACCCUUCCAAACUACCGCGAUGUGGCUAGUUUCUUGCGUGUUGACCCGACCAAAGGUCUUUUCCAUUUCGACGGUUCAUAUCGUCCUUGCCCAUUGCGUCAAGAAUUCAUUGGCGUUACUGAUAAGAAGGCGAUUAAACAGCUCAAGACCAUGAACGAUGUCUGCUAUAACAAAGUCUUGGAAAACACUGCCAAAGGUCAUCAAAUGCUUAUUUUUGUUCAUUCACGAAAAGAGACCGCCAAAACAGCCAGAUAUAUUCGGGACAAAGCUGUGGAGAUGGAGACAAUCGGUCAAAUCCUGCGAAGUGAUGCGGCUAGUAGAGCAAUCCUAGCAGAAGAAGCCGAGAAUGUGGACGAUGCCGCCCUCAAAGACAUUAUGCCGUAUGGUUUCGGUAUCCAUCAUGCUGGUCUAUCGUUAGAAGACAGAGACUCGGUGGCCAGUUUGUUCGCUGAUGGGAGUAUUCAGGUCCUUGUUUGUACAGCAACUCUAGCCUGGGGUGUUAACUUGCCUGCUCAUACUGUCUUGAUCAAAGGCACGCAGGUGUACUCACCUGAACAUGGUGCCUUCGUACAGUUGAGUCCCCAGGAUACUCUGCAGAUGCUUGGCAGAGCAGGACGUCCACAAUUCGAUACCGAGGGUCUAGGAACAAUCAUAACGACUCAGAAUGAGCUUCAGUUCUACCUCUCGCUGCUGAACCAGCAACUGCCCAUUGAGAGUCAGUUGAUUAGUAAACUGGCAGACAAUUUGAAUGCCGAAAUUGUUCUAGGAAAUGUUCGCGACCGUACCGAGGGUGUCCAGUGGCUGGGUUAUACCUAUCUCUAUGUUCGAAUGCUUCGGUCACCUGGGUUAUAUAGUGUUGGUGCUGAUUACGCAGAAGAUGAGGCAUUGGAACAGAAACGCGUGGAUCUUAUCCAUUCUGCUGCCACUGUGCUCGAAAAAGCCGGCCUUGUUAGGUAUGAUAAAAAGACUGGAAAACUCCAGUCCACAGAGCUUGGUCGUAUCGCUUCCCACUACUACAUCAGCCACAGUUCUAUGCAAACCUACAAUCUACAUCUUCAGCCAGGUAUCAGCACCGUUGAGUUGUUCCGAGUAUUCUCUCUCAGCGAGGAAUUCAAAUACAUUCCGGUCCGACAGGAUGAGAAAUUGGAACUUGCCAAGCUGCUCGGCCGUGUGCCCGUUCCUGUUAAAGAAGGAAUUGAAGAACCUCAUGCAAAGAUUAAUGUCCUCCUUCAAGCGUAUAUUUCCCGACUCAAACUCGAAGGUCUUGCUUUGAUGGCAGAUUUGGUCUACGUCAACCAGUCUGCAGGUCGAAUCCUCCGUGCAAUCUUUGAGAUCUGCUUGAAAAAGGGCUGGUCAUCCGUUGCAAAGGUUGCUCUGAAUCUUUGUAAAAUGGCAGAGAAGCGCAUGUGGCCGACAAUGACACCAUUACGACAAUUCCCGACAUGCCCUCGAGACAUCAUGCAAAAAGCCGAGAGAAUCGAUGCCCCUUGGUCAAGUUAUUUCGAUCUCGACCCUCCACGAAUGGGUGAGCUUCUUGGUAUGCCCAAAGCUGGUCGUAUCGUCUGUGAUCUGGUCUCAAAAUUCCCGCGAUUGGAGGUUCAAGCACAAGUCCAACCGAUGACUCGAUCUCUUCUUCGCGUCGAGUUGACCAUCACCCCCAACUUUGUCUGGGACGAUGCUCUACACGGCACCGCAGAGAGUUUCUGGGUCAUUAUCGAAGAUUGCGACGGCGAGGAGAUCCUUUUCCACGAUCUGUUCAUCCUACGUAAAGAGUUUGCUCAGGGUGAAGUCACUGAUCAUAUAAUGGAGUUUACUGUUCCUAUUUCUGAUCCGAUACCGCCUCAUUACUUCUUGCACAUCGUCUCCGAUCGUUGGAUGCACUCCGAUACCAAGGUUGCUAUAUCCUUCCAGAAGUUGAUCCUUCCCGAGCGCUUCCCGCCUCAUACACCAUUAUUGGACAUCCAGCGAGUUCCAGUGCAGGCUUUGAAACGUGAUGACUUCAAAAGCCUUUACCCCAACUGGCAGACGUUUAAUCGUAUUCAAAGCCAAGCUUUCAAGAGCUUGUUUGAAUCAGAUGAAGCUGUUUUCCUUGCUGCCCCUGCAGGAAGUGGCAAGACCGUGUGCGCCGAGCUAGCCCUCCUCCGUCAUUGGUCGCAAUCAGAUAAGGGACGAGCAGUCUACAUCGCCCCUUUCCAAGAGUUGAUCGAUUCGCGAUACAAUGACUGGUCGAAACGGCUUAGCUCGAUUGCAGGAGGAAAGACAAUCGUGAAACUUACUGGCGAGACAACUGCGGAUCUGAAGCUCUUGGACUCAGCAGACCUAGUUCUUGCAACACCAGUUCAAUGGGAUGUGCUAUCACGACAAUGGCAAAGACGAAAGAAUGUCCAAACGGUGGGCUUGUUCAUCGCAGAUGAGCUGCAUAUGAUUGGAGGUUAUCUCGGGUACACUUAUGAGAUCAUCGUCAGCCGAAUGCAAUUCAUCAAAUUACAGAUUGAGAGUGAUAUGCGAAUUAUUGGCUUGAGUGUGCCUCUCUCAAACGCUCGUGAUAUUGGCGAGUGGAUUGGAGCAAGUCGCCACUCGAUUUUGAACUUCAGUCCGGCCGCUCGACCUGUCCCGCUCGACUUGCAUAUUCAAUCUUAUAACAUACCGCAUUUCCCCUCUCUCAUGAUGGCUAUGGCCAAGCCUGUAUAUCACGCCAUUGCCAACCAGUUAUCUCCUGACAAGCCAGCCUUGGUCUUCGUGCCCAGCAGAAAGCAGGUUCGAUCAACAGCCGUGGACAUUUUGGCGGCUUGUGCUGCUGAUGAUAAUGAAGACCGCUUCUUGCAUGCUGAUGUAGAGCAAAUUGCUCCUCUUUUGGAAAGAAUACACGAAAGGACGUUGGCUGAGUCUAUCUCGCAUGGAGUUGGCUAUUACCACGAAGCGUUGAGUACCAGUGAUAAGCGGAUCGUGUCUCACUUGUUUACCAUUGGUGCAAUUCAAGUUAUGUUGGCUUCUCGUGAUGUUUGCUGGGAGAUCGAUUUCACCGCUCAUCUAGUCAUCGUUAUGGGAACACAGUUCUUCGAGGGUAGAGAGCACCGUUACAUUGACUACCCUAUCAGUGAAAUCCUUCAGAUGUUCGGUAAAGCCUCGCGACCCGGUCAGGAUAAGAUCGGACGUGGCUUGCUGAUGGUGUCUGAAACCAAACGACCAUAUUACAGGAGGUUCUUGGCGGAAGCACUACCACUGGAGUCUGGGCUUUCUUCGGCACUUCAUGAUGCCUUUGUCACCGAGAUUAGCACUCAAACAAUCAGUUCGACUCAGGAUGCGGUGGAUUGGAUGACAUAUACAUACUUCUACCGCCGCCUCCUUGCCAAUCCCAGUUUCUAUGGUCUCACGGAUGUCAGCCAUGAGGGAUUGAGUACAUAUUUGUCUGAACUGGUUGAGAGCACGUUGAAGGAGUUGGCGGAAGCAAAGAUCAUUGAACUCGAUGAGGAAGAUGAUAGCAUUGCCCCUAUGAACGCAGCUAUGAUUGCUGCGUACUACAACAUUUCGUUCAUCACCAUGCAGACGUUCCUUUUGUCUUUGUCGGCUCGUACGAAGCUGAAGGGUAUCCUGGAAAUUAUCACUUCAGCCACCGAGUUUGAAUCUAUUCAAAUGCGCCGACACGAGGAUCACAUCCUAAGACGCGUGUACGACCGUGUUCCUGUCAAGAUGGCAGAGCCCGCUUAUGACUCCCCCCACUUUAAAGCAUUCGUUCUCCUUCAAGCUCACUUCUCUCGGAUGCAAUUGCCCAUUGAUCUUGCAAAGGACCAAGAAGUCAUCGUUGGCAAGGUUCUUAAUCUUCUUAGUGCCUGUGUUGAUGUCUUGUCAUCUGAAGGACAUUUGAAUGCUAUGAACGCUAUGGAGAUGUCACAGAUGACUGUUCAAGCUAUGUGGGAUCGUGAUAGUCCCUUGAAACAGAUUCCUCACUUCACAACGGAGGUUAUCCAGGUGGCUAACGAAUUCAACAUCAAUGACAUUUUCGAGUUCAUGGAGGCCAUGGAUCCCUCCGAGAACAAAGACUAUGCUACAUUCGUCAAGCGCCUUGGUUUGGACACUAAACAAUUGUCUCAAGCUGCCAACUUUACAAACGACAAGUAUCCAAAUGUGGAGAUGGACUUUGAGGUUGAAGAUCCUGACAGUAUUACGGCGGGCGAUCCAGCUUACCUCAAGAUUAAGGUGGAGCGGGAUAUCGAGGACGAGGAACCCGACACCACAGUUCACGCACCGUACUACCCUGGCAAGAAGAUGGAGAAUUGGUGGCUGGUGGUCGGUGAGGAGAAGACCAAGAGCCUUCUUGCUAUUAAGCGUGUCACAAUUGGUCGACGAUUGGAGACACGUCUUGAAUAUAUUGUGCCAACUGCUGGUGAGCAUGAGUUGACCUUGUAUCUCAUGAGCGACAGCUAUGUCGGCGUUGACCAGGCGCCUACCUUCAGUGUCACUGCAGCUGAAGGCAUGGACGAGGACGAGAGUGAAGAGGAAGAAGAGGAGUCAUGA
This is a messenger RNA of Talaromyces marneffei, 6627 nucleotides long. RefSeq lists its product as uncharacterized. Gene Ontology annotation, molecular function: nucleic acid binding; ATP binding; ATP hydrolysis activity. Gene Ontology annotation, cellular component: nucleus. NCBI's taxonomy places the organism in Eukaryota, Fungi, Ascomycota, Eurotiomycetes, Eurotiales, Trichocomaceae. The record is from RefSeq and is a predicted model, not a curated record. The coding region runs from base 1 to 6627 and encodes 2208 amino acids. The transcript has 3 exons.